AUGGGCGACGUGGGGGAAGGAGCGGCGCGCGGACUCCUCCGCCGACCGCCGCCCACGAGGCCCACGAGGCAGAGGAACAGCGGCGGGCGAUGGCACCGCAUCGGCCUCGUCGGAGGUGAGCGCGGCGGCCCCACCCUCCUCGACCGCGCGGCGCGCGAAGAGGGCCCCCGCCGCGGCGUCGAAGUCGGGCGUGGAGACAGCGAGGUGGGCGGCGGCGACGGCGGCGGCAGCAGCGGCGAGGGUGGGGAUGGGAACGGUGGCGGCUGGCGGCUGGCGAGGAAGGAGCGCGGCAAAGAGGAGGGCAGAUGUGGUGGCGGUGGCGUCACCGAUUCGGCGGGGAAGAGGGACGGCGCGGCCGACGGGGAAGGAGAGGCGGAGAGGAGAAGGAGCAGCGAAGAGGGUCGGCGCGGCCGACGGGGAAUGAGCGGCGGGGAAGAGGAGGGCAGCGGCAGGGAAAAGGCAGUGUCGGCGGGCGUUCGCGGUGGCGGAGAGGCAGCGGCCGCAGCAGCAACAGGCGAGCGCGGCUACGGAUGGGGAGCGGCGGCGCCGACGACUCCGCGCCGCUUGGCCUCAUCGUCGGCGGCGGCUUCGAGUGGGGGCACCACGCCACCGGCUUCUUGUCGCUCGUCCGUGACGGGGGCGCCGCGCCGCCGGCUUCUCGUCAGUUGUCCGCUGGGCCGCGGCCGGAACGGAGUGGCGAGCGUCGACGACGACGAGGCCUACGAACUGGUGAGCGGCGCGGACCUCUUCAUCGGUGGCGACAUCGACGACGAGGGCGAGGGCGUCCGUGCAUACCUCCUCCGCCUCCCCCGCCGGCCGCAGCCGCGCGCCACCAUCGCCGACGCCCGACGGCAGCGACUUGAUGGCGGCGUCGUCGAGUCAAUCUCCGCAUGA
Messenger RNA from Oryza sativa Japonica Group (Japanese rice), 894 nucleotides. RefSeq lists its product as uncharacterized. NCBI's taxonomy places the organism in Eukaryota, Viridiplantae, Streptophyta, Magnoliopsida, Poales, Poaceae. The record is from RefSeq and is a predicted model, not a curated record.